AUGUCUUCGAUUACCAGUCUGACCAUGGCGGGCUUCACAGCUUCAGGACAAUUGGCAGACUGGUCAGCCACCUCUUCGAUUACCACUCCGAUCACCACUUCGACCAUAUUUUCGAUUGCCAGUCUGACCAUGGCGGGCUUUAUAGCUUCAGGACAAUUGGCAGACUGGCUCAAUAUCCACCUCAAUCACCACUUCGGCGAUGUCUUCGAUUACCACUCCAAUUACCCACUCCGAUCACCACUUCGAUCAACUACAACCAAUCUGACCGUGGCGGGCUUCGCGGCUCCAGCAAAAUCGGCACAAUUGACAGAUUUGUGA
Messenger RNA from Penicillium coprophilum, 318 nucleotides. RefSeq lists its product as uncharacterized. Lineage: Eukaryota; Fungi; Ascomycota; Eurotiomycetes; Eurotiales; Aspergillaceae. The coding region runs from base 1 to 318 and encodes 105 amino acids. The record is from RefSeq and is a predicted model, not a curated record. The transcript has a single exon.